AUGGGUGCUUGCUGCGGCUGUUUGUCGUCGUCAAGCAGUGACAGCAAGUUCCAGGUCGUGUUGGCCGAUAACGAACGUGAGGCCAUCUCCGCACUUUUGCAGUACUUGGAGAACCGCUCGGAUGUGGAUUUUUUCAGCAACGGGCCCUUGCGCUCGUUACUGACCUUGGUGUACUCCGAGAACAUUGACUUGCAACGAAGUGCUGCUUUGGCCUUUGCCGAAAUCACAGAGAAGGAUGUCCGUGAGGUCAACCGUGAUGUGUUGGAGCCAAUCUUGAUUCUUUUGCAGUCCAAUGACACCGAGGUGCAGCGUGCAGCCUGUGGCGCUUUGGGCAACCUUGCUGUCAACAACGAAAAUAAGUCUUUGAUCGCCGAGAUGGGCGGUAUCGAACCGCUUAUCCGCCAAAUGAUGUCUCCAAACAUCGAAGUCCAGUGCAAUGCCGUGGGCUGUAUCACCAAUUUGGCCACCCAAGAUGAGAACAAGUCCCGCAUCGCCAAGAGCGGUGCGUUGAUUCCAUUGACCAAGUUGGCCAAGUCGAAGGAUAUUCGUGUGCAAAGAAAUGCCACCGGCGCAUUGCUAAACAUGACCCACUCGCUUGAAAACAGACAAGAAUUGGUCAACGCCGGCGCUGUUCCUGUCCUCGUGUCUUUGCUCUCUAGCGACGAUGCCGACGUUCAGUACUAUUGCACUACCGCCUUGUCAAACAUCGCGGUGGACGAGCUGAACAGAAAGAAAUUGGCUGCCACAGAACCAAAAUUGGUUGGCCAGUUGGUUGCUUUGAUGGACUCUCCGUCUCCGCGUGUGCAAUGUCAAGCCACACUCGCCUUAAGAAACUUGGCUUCCGACUCGGGUUACCAAGUAGACAUUGUUAGAGCUGGCGGCCUACCUCACUUGGUCCAGCUCUUGACGUGUAACCACCAGCCCCUUGUUUUGGCUGCUGUCGCCUGUAUCCGUAACAUUUCUAUCCACCCACUCAAUGAGGCCCUUAUCAUCGAAGCCGGCUUCUUGAAACCCUUGGUCGCUCUUUUGGACUACAAUGAGCUGGAGGAAAUCCAAUGCCAUGCCAUUUCCACUUUGAGAAACUUAGCCGCUUCAAGUGAAAGAAAUAGAUUGGCUCUUUUGAACGCAGACGCCGUCAAGAAGUGCAAGGAGUUGGUUUUGAAGGUGCCAUUGUCAGUGCAACUGGAAAUCUCCGCAUGUUUUGCAAUCUUAGCUUUGGCUGACGAUUUGAAACCAAAGUUGUAUGAGAGUCACAUUAUCGAUGUCUUGAUUCCAUUGACUUUCAGUGAAAAUGGAGAGGUAUGUGGUAACUCUGCCGCAGCCUUGGCCAACUUGUGCUCUAGAGUCUCCAGCGAGCAUGAAGAUUACAUUCUUGAUAACUGGACACAGCCAAACGAAGGUAUUUAUGGAUUCUUGAUCAGAUUUUUGCGUAGUGGAAGCGCCACUUUUGAACAUAUCGCAUUGUGGACAAUCUUGCAAUUGUUGGAGUCCAACAACAAUGAAAUUCAAGCAUUGAUUAAAGAGAAUGAGUCUAUUUUGUCUGGCAUCAAAAAUUUGAGUGAAAGCCAACAGGGAAGCGGUGUUUCUAGCAGUACUGAUCAAAAUGAGUUCGAGGACCCUAAAGUGGAAUUAUUUAACUUGACUCAACAAAUUCUACAGAUUUUGGGUUGA
Messenger RNA from Australozyma saopauloensis, 1671 nucleotides. RefSeq names its product protein anchor (gene VAC8). The transcript has a single exon. NCBI's taxonomy places the organism in Eukaryota, Fungi, Ascomycota, Pichiomycetes, Serinales, Metschnikowiaceae. Gene Ontology annotation, biological process: nucleus-vacuole junction assembly. Bases 1 to 1671 code for a protein of 556 amino acids. Gene Ontology annotation, molecular function: protein-membrane adaptor activity; protein binding. The record is from RefSeq and is a predicted model, not a curated record.